This is a messenger RNA of Saprolegnia diclina VS20, 338 nucleotides long. RefSeq lists its product as hypothetical. NCBI's taxonomy places the organism in Eukaryota, Oomycota, Saprolegniomycetes, Saprolegniales, Saprolegniaceae. The transcript has 2 exons. The coding region runs from base 1 to 246 and encodes 81 amino acids. The record is from RefSeq and is a predicted model, not a curated record.
AUGCGAGCGAUCUUGAGCUUCCUUGCGACGACGAUCGCGUCGUGGGACACCGACUACCCCGGCAACGACCUCUUCCAGUUUGGCAUCAAGGGCGACAUGGCGUCUCUCAUUUCACAGUGCUGCGGCAAGUGCCUCGCGACCUCGGGCUGCGCCGGCUACGCGAUCAAGAACGAUGUCUGCUACAUCAAGUCGGUCAUGGUCGGUCGCCGGAGCGUCAACGGCGUCACGACCGCGCGCCGUCAAUAAACUUUGUGGGAAGAAGAGGCAACACCCUUGCGUUUGUUGUUUUGCGAUCGUCUCGACGUCAUUUUAACACUGUGAUAAACGCUAUUCUGUCC